This is a messenger RNA of Kockovaella imperatae, 1515 nucleotides long. RefSeq names its product fungal alpha-L-arabinofuranosidase. NCBI's taxonomy places the organism in Eukaryota, Fungi, Basidiomycota, Tremellomycetes, Tremellales, Cuniculitremaceae. Gene Ontology annotation, molecular function: alpha-L-arabinofuranosidase activity. The record is from RefSeq and is a predicted model, not a curated record. The coding region runs from base 1 to 1515 and encodes 504 amino acids. The transcript has 2 exons. Gene Ontology annotation, biological process: arabinan metabolic process; L-arabinose metabolic process; pectin catabolic process.
AUGGACCUCAUUUCGUCUGCGUUACCCAUUCGCUUGCUCCACGCUUUGGGGCUGGCUGCCGUGGCACCUGGAGUUUGUGACAUCUAUGCCUCUGGUGACACGCCGUGUGUCGCUGCUCACAGUACCACUCGGGCGCUCUAUUCGUCAUAUCGGGGCCCUCUGUAUCAAGUGACGCGCGGCAGCGAUGACAAGACAGUGGACAUAACGCCGCUCAAAGUUGGAGGAGUCGCCAACUCCCGUAUCCAGGACAAGUUUUGCCGUGCUACGACUUGCGAAAUCAGUAUCAUCUAUGAUCAGUCUGGGAACCAGAAUCAUCUGACCAGGGCACCGGGUGGGGGAGCCGAUAUUGGUGAAUACCCCGGAGGAUAUGAUAUCCUCGCUAGUGCUGUCGCUGCUCCAGUCACGGUACAAGGGCACAAAGUGUAUGGGGUUUUCACACCUCAAGGCGCAGGCUAUCGAUGUAACACGCCCACAAAUGUACCUGUCGGCAAUGAAGCCGAAGGCAUUUACGCCGUUCUCGAUGGGACGCACUACAAUGGUGAAUGCUGUUACGAUUAUGGCAAUGCAGAAACAACGACGAACGACGAGGGGAAGACUACAAUGGAGACAAUCUAUUUUGGAGGGGGAAACGAGUAUGUGGACGGUCAUGAAGCUGGGCCAUGGGUCAUGGCGGACCUGGAGGAUGGACUUUUUGGAAGUGACAUUCGUGGUAAAGUGCCUGCUCAACCUCCUCUCAACCACCGCUUCGUCAUGGGUAUCGUCAAGGGAGCAAACUACAACCUCUGGACCAUCAGAGCGGGGGAUGCCUCGGCAGGGUCUCUGCACACAGCUUACUCAGGCCGCCGACCAGAGGGAUACUACCCCAUGAACAAAAAGGGAGCUGUACUGCUCGGCGUUGGCGGAGAUAACAGUUUCAGAGGAGUCGGCACAUUCUAUGAAGGCGCCCUCACCGCUGGGUAUCCGAGAGACGACAUUGAGGACAGGGUUCAAGCCAACAUUGUCUCUGCAGAAUACGGUACCAUCUCUUCGAGCACUGGACCUGAAAUCGAGAUUGGAUCAAGAGUGUCUUUCGAUUCAGGAUUUGGCUUCGUUUCGCACAAUGGCCCCAACGUGACUCUCUUGGGAAAUCUCUCUACUGGAUCAGUUAGCAAAGCAUCCACAUUCAUCGUCCGUGAAGGCAACGGGGACAAGACGUGCUUCUCGUUCGAAUCAGUGGUUGAGCCUGGUCAUUAUCUCAGACAAGCGAAUUACACCAUCUUUGUCGAUUCGCCGGACUCUACCCGAGACUCUCCAUCAAAGAACAAAUUCGAGGAGGACUCGACGUUCUGCACCGAGCCUGCUCUGGAUGGAUCGGAUGGCGUUUCCUUGAGGUCCUGGAAUUUCCCCACUCGAUACUUGCGGACGCAUGGCAAGCACAACUCGCUGCAUAUUGCCCAGCAUGGGGGAGCAGAAGACUGGGACAGUGUCAAAAACUUCUACGAUGAGACAAGUUGGGCCAUUGUAGAGAGUGCUUGA